AGAAAGAAGUGUGGAGGCUCUUAAAGACUACAAGGGGUACUCCACACAAACAAAGAAAGGAAGCAGAGAGGGGACCUGGUUUAAUUCACUGCCUACAAGAACAACAAUCAGCUGAGAGCACUUUGUAUUCCUUAUUUUCUCCUCUCAGUGAGCAACAAACACUUUUUCAUUUUUUCUCUCUAAGAAGACGCACAACUGACAGUAGCAGCGAUGGCGCCCUCUCUCCUGCAGGCGUACAGGAGGCGCUGGUGGAUGGCGGUGACGGCGGUGCUUGAGAACCUGCUGUGUUCGGCGGUGCUGCUGGGCUGGGGCUCCCUUCUCAUCAUGCUGAAACGAGAAGGCUUCUACUCCCACCUCUGCACAGCAUUAAAUGAUUCCUCGGUCAAGUCUUUGGGUAACUCCACGGACGGUGAUGUGGAUGAGUUUCUUUACUGCGUGGACCAAGAAGAGAUGCUGAAUCUGGGCUUUACCAUUGGGUCCUUCUUGCUCAGUGCCACCACCCUGCCACUCGGUAUCCUGAUGGACAGAUUUGGGCCACGCCCAAUUCGCCUGGUGGGCAGUUUCUGUUUUGGCCUGUCCUGUGUUAUAAUGGCUGGGUCUGCCUACAAUCCUAAGGUUCUGUCAGCGCUCAUUUUCUUGGCUCUCUCCCUGAAUGGCUUCGGAGGCAUCUGUCUGACCUUCACAUCCCUAACGCUGCCCAACAUGUUUGGUUCCCUGAGCUCCACCAUCAUGUCUCUGAUGAUCGGGUCCUACGCCUCCUCAGCUGUCACCUUUCCUGGAGUCAAGCUGAUCUACGAUGCAGGUGUGUCUUUCCACGUGAUCAUGUGGGUUUGGGCAGGCCUUGCCGCGUUUGUCUUUUUCAACUGUUUCCUCAACUGGCCCACUGAAGGCUUCCCAACACCCGACGAAGUAGACUACAGUAAGAUCCUCACACUGCAGGAGACGCCUUCAUCAGACCAGAAGGGUGUCGCUGAGAAACUUAGCGAGAAAAAUGGAGAUGUACGACACUCAACAGAGAAACUCCCUAAUGGACCUGACUCUGAUUCUGCAGCCAAGUCUCCUCCCUUCCGAAAUUCUGUGUUCUCCCCCAUCUUCUUGUGGAGUCUGGUGACGAUGGGGAUGUCCCAAUUGAGGAUCAUCUUCUUCAUGGGGGCGAUGAACAAGAUGCUGGAGUUCAUGGUCACCCACGGCAAAGAGCAUUCACCUGAAGAGCUGCUGAAUGCAACCGAAGAGAAAGUGAGUUUCUACUCGUCCAUCUUCGGCACACUGCAGCUGCUGUGCCUGCUCACAUGUCCUCUGAUUGGAUACAUCAUGGACUGGAAGAUGAAGGAGUGCACCGAUGAGAAGACCGUCUCCCCAGGCACAGAGCAGGGGCAGACCAGUUUACCCAGGAGAGACCGUAAGAUCCAGAAACUGACCAACGCCAUGAGGGCCUUCAUUUUAACCAACCUGCUGCUGCUCGCCUUCGGAUGCUGCUGCCUCAUAGACAGUCUGCCUCUACAGAUCCUGACCUUCAUCCUCCACACGAUGGUCCGAGGCUUCAUCCACUCCUGCUGCGGAGGACUUUAUGCUGCUGUAUACCCAUCCAACCACUUCGGCACUCUGACAGGCCUUCAAUCCAUGAUCAGCGCUUUGAUCGCUCUCCUUCAGCAGCCGCUAUUUAUUGCCAUGGUCGGACCACUUAAAGGAGAUCCCUACUGGAUAAACCUCGGCCUGAUCCUCUUCUCCUUGGCUGGCUUCCUGUUACCGAGUUAUCUGUACUACCAUCGCAGACAGCUGCUGAGGGAUAUGGAGGCCAGUGAUAAGCGAGUGACCGGACAGGAGAUGCAGGCGCUCAACGACAACGGAGCCAACGGUUACAAACCCCACACUAAUGGCCUUGCUGCUGCAGAGGCUUAGAGCUGCACCACAAAUUACAGAGGGCAUUGUAGGUUUUUAUUUAGUAUGUGCCUUCAGAAUGAGCACCAGCUAACUAUGCAUCCAUAUACACUCACUGGCCACUUUAUUAGGUACACCUGUUCAGCUGCUCGUUAACGCACAUUUCUAAUCAGCCAAUCAGAUGGCAGCAACUUAAUGGUUUUAGGCAUGUAGACAUGGUCAAGCACACCAGUUGACGUUCAACCAGAGCAUCACAAAGGGGAGGAAAGGUGAUUUAAGUGACUUUGAAUGUGGCAUGGUCGUUGGGGCCAGAAGGGCUGGCCUGAGUAUUUCAGAAACUGCUGAUCUACUGGGAUUUUCACGCAUAACCAUUUCUAGGGUUUACAGAGAAUGCUCAGAAAAAGAGAAAAUAUCUAUUAUUAUGAGCGGCAGUUGUCAGGGCGAAAAUGCCUUGUUGAUGCCAGAUGUCGGAGGAGAAUGGCCAGAAAGGUUAAAAAUGAUAACCACUCGUUACAACCAAGGUAUGCGUACGACAAUCUCUGAGCCCACAACACGUGGAACCUUGAAGCAGAUGGGCUAAAGCAGCAGAAGACCACACCGGGUGCUGACUCCUAUCAGCUAAGAACAGGAAACUGAGGCUACAAUUUGCAUAGGCUCACCAAAAUUGGAUAAUAGAUGAUGCAUGUAUCAAUGGUUCAGGCUGGUGGUGUUGGUGUAAUGAUGUGGGGGAAAACAUUUUGGCAUACUUUGGGCCCCUUAGUUCCAAUUGAGCAUUGUUUAAACGCUACAGCCUAUCUGAGUAUUGUUGCUGACCAUGUCCAUCCCUCUAUGACCACAGUGCACCCAUCUUCUGAUGGCUAAUUCCAGCAGGAUAACGCGCCAUGUCACAAAGCUCGAAUCAUCACAAACUGGUUUCUUGAACAUGACAAUGAGUUCACUGCACUCAAAUGGCCUCCACAGUCACCAGAUCUAAAUCUUAUAGAGCAGCUUGAUGUGGCAGAACAAGAGAAGCACAGCCGACAUUUCUGCUGCAACUACAUGUUGCUAUCAUUUCAAUAUGGACCAAAAUCUCUGAGGAAUGUUUCCAGGACCUUGUUGAGUGUAUUCCAUAAAUAAUUCAUGCAGUUCUGAAGGCCAAACUAGCAAGGUGUACCUAAUAAAGUGGCCGGCGAGUGUAUAUUUCAUUGUUCCAGUAGUGUUUUGGUCAUUGCUGGUGCACAUUUUGCUCACUACAAACCAAACCAAACCACAGAGAAAAUAGGAUUCCUCAUGUUUCAAUAUCACUCAUAGUUAGAAUUUCAGUUCCUUAUGAUUUCGGUAGAUGUGUCAUCAUCAUUUGUUUAUUUAUUUUGGAUAUAAGUGUCAAAUAGCCAAAUCAAUGUGAUUUUAAGCCAUAGAUUUCAAUAUCUACCAAACACACAAAGAAACGUGCACACACCCUUUGACAGACUGUGUUUUAGGUUGCGGAUAUAAUGGUACUUGAAAUUCUAUUGUAUAGUUUUAAAAAUCUAUCUCUGGUAAUCAUCACAAUCCUCGCUAAAACCAAAGAACAGCUUAAAAAUACUUGGAAAGUUGCACUUUUUACUUCAGUGUUGUUUCAAAAGUGUGCUUAAUGAAGCAAACGUUCAGUGUAUUGUGCUGUUUCUACUGUAAUCCCUCCGGUUAAAAAAAAACUAUACUCGUAUAUGUGUAGAACAAAGCAUAUAUACGUAUCAAAGAAAUGCUAAAGCAUUCGAACAACUGAAUACCAGUUUUCUGGUACAUGUAAAGAAGCAUUUGAGGUUUUUUCAGAGCAGAAGUUAUUUAUACACUCACACACAUACACACACACACACCUUUGAAGUAGUAAAAAUAUCUGUCAUGGUCAGUGGAGCAGGUUGUAGAGACACCAUAUCUACCUCCUCUGUUUAAAUUUGUAGUGUCUCUCUGCAACCGACCCCCUCGUCUGUUCAUCAAUGUUUGUUUUUGUCAUUAGGAACUAUUAAACAUAUAGUUUUUAAAUAUCUAAAAUGAAAAAUGAAUUAAGUACAUAAUUUCUCAUGUGCAUUCACCACAGAGGUAUUGCUUAGUCAGCCCCUUGCAUUUCUGGAUUUUGACAUUCGCAGACAAAAUAUUUUUUUAUAUAAAGGAAAAGUAUGUAUUAUGGAACAUUCACAAGGAAAAAUAUGACUGACUUAAAAAAAUGUUGAUCACUUGUACUGCUUUAUGCACAGGAAUGAACUAGUGUGUGUGUAUAAAAUAUGUAUUUAAGUGUAUUUUUAUACUCUAGCUGCAUUAGCAUGAAAAGGGAAGCAUUUGUUUUAGUAAAAGUUGUUUUGUAGUGUGCUUACCUUAAAAGAAGCUUAGAUGAUUGAUUGCGUAUUCCGCGUUUGCCUUUUUGUGUUGCUUGUUUUGUAAACAAACCUCCAUCAAUUUGUUUUUUGUAAAUAUAACUGAGGUGUGUCUUAUCGCAUAUUCUGCUUGAUUUAUUAUAUAUGGGUGUGUACAGUAUAUAAACUCAUGGCUGAGAGAUACUGGCUGUGUUUUUAAUUGAGAUUUUUCUGCUUGGAUGCCCAAAGUCACAAUAAAAGGACAUUGUUUCAGCCAGCAGUGGAUCAAAAUAGAAGAAGAAGAAGACAUACUUUAUUAAUCCCUUACAGGGAAAUUGCUUUCUCUACUCUGUUGUGUUGACACACAUUAAACACACAGAGGAUAUACAUGCACAAACACAGAGGAAAUACAUGCACACACAACCACAUGCAGAGGAGAGGUGGCAGAGCAGAGAGGCAGCCAGGUACCCGGCGCCAAGGGAGCAGAUAGAGGUUAGGUGCCUUGCUCAAGGGCACCUCGGCAGUGGACUAGGAGGAGAACUGGCACCUCUCCAGCUACCAGCUCACUCCAUAUUAGAAAUGUAUAGAAAAUAUACAUUAUCCCAAAGUGACAACAAAUGUUUAUAUACAUGUUUGAUCUGCACACAGCAACAGUAACGUUUAGAUUAAUUUAAUCAAUUGCAUAAUUUUAAAUGAUUUGACUAUCAUUUUCGAUGUGAUGUCUGCUUUAGAUUUUUUCUUUCUCGUUUGAUGCAAUUCUUUACUGCUUUUCUUCUCCUACAUUUAAUGUGUUUAGCUUUUUUGAAUUCCUGCUCACUUGCCAUGAAGGAGAUUGUGUUUUGUUUUAACGCUGUGCCUUGCUCCUAUCUUGCCUUUAAGUCAACAGAUUGGAAUGUAAGAUUUAUGCCUCUGCCAAACAUCUUUCUAGGUAAACCAAAGCCAAUGAGUGGGGACUGUAAGCUAAUUGAUGGUACGGCCCUUUCAUCAGGAGCUUCAGAACAGGAAUACAAUGCAUUAGUCCUGCUGUAAAUGCCACUCUGAUUUUUCUUGAUUUUCACAGGUAUUGAUUCUGUUUGACGGGCUUUGUGAGGCUGUGCUUGAUAUGUUGAGUGCAUUACAAUAAGUGUUGGGGAGAUUUUCCAGGUUUGGCUUAUGUCAUUACUUUCCCCUUGCACAGUAUUUUGUAAUGUUUAAAACAAAUAUACCAGCAACUACUGACUUCUCUGUACCUCUGCCAAUUCCCAUAUAAGGUCAAUAAAUAAUUAGUCAGACAACAUCAUUUGCUGUCUGAACCCUUGGGUUGAAGUUUGAUCAACAUCUGUGAUAUCCUCUACAACAACAAAAUAUCCUUUGCCUUGUCUGUAUUAAGACUACCAUAUGAAGUGGCUUUUCUUUCUUCCCAUUCCCUUGAGGUUGAAGUGUAAAUGUAUGUCUUCUUUCAAUAACUAUUUCCAGCUUGCGCAUUUGUUAAACAAAUAAAAUAAUAAAUGUAAACAUA
Molecule: messenger RNA, 5685 nt
Organism: Eleginops maclovinus (Patagonian blennie)
Lineage: Eukaryota; Metazoa; Chordata; Actinopteri; Perciformes; Eleginopidae
Gene: slc43a1a
Product: solute carrier family 43 member 1a
Exons: 15
Coding region: 211-1899 (562 amino acids)
Biological process (GO): neutral amino acid transport; transmembrane transport
Molecular function (GO): neutral L-amino acid transmembrane transporter activity; L-amino acid transmembrane transporter activity
Source: RefSeq, a predicted model, not a curated record